AUGAACCUUCUGUGGCCAGUGGAUCCCCGCCGCAGAUUGGCUGAACGACUUUUGCUGAAGUACUUGGAUCACUUUGAGUAUGAGAUUUUGGACACAGAUGGGCCGAUCCGGGUAAGGACAUCGCUUUCUAGACUCAAGGAAGCAGCGGAAAAGAACCCCAUUAUUGGGUCACGUUAUGAUUUGCUGUUCAACAACUGUCAGUUGUAUUUGGUGCAUCUUUUGUACAAACAGUAUGACGUGGAAGGGGUACGGAUCCCCUGGAAUAUCGGUGCACUUGUCGCUGCACCCCUUCUGGUGAUCAUGGAAUCCAUUUUCAUCCUUGCAUAUCUGCAUUUUGGUGGCAACUCAUCUCUGAAUCAGAUACCAUUCCCAGCAAUGGCAUUCGGCUUUCUUUGGAUCCCAGCGGAAAUACUUUUUCUUUGCAUUUACUUAAACCGUUUGGCAUAG
This is a messenger RNA of Durusdinium trenchii, 447 nucleotides long. Lineage: Eukaryota; Dinophyceae; Suessiales; Symbiodiniaceae. The record is from the annotation of a GenBank genome assembly.